Molecule: messenger RNA, 4844 nt
Organism: Dinoponera quadriceps
Lineage: Eukaryota; Metazoa; Arthropoda; Insecta; Hymenoptera; Formicidae
Product: constitutive coactivator of PPAR-gamma-like protein 1 homolog
Exons: 16
Coding region: 519-3452 (977 amino acids)
Cellular component (GO): nucleus
Source: RefSeq, a predicted model, not a curated record
AAAAGAGAACACUAGCGUGAGCUAGUGUAACCGGGAACGGGGGAUAGACCCAGAUAAUUACCUAGUUAUUUCAAGGCGACAGCCGCGAUGCAAUUUCCGACCAAGUGAGUUUCGCGUCAAGGUAACGCGAAGUUAAGGGUGGAUAAAAUUAUUUGCAGAAGAGUGAUCAUUUCCGUUUUCGAAUCCGACGUCACUACAUACUCCGAAAGUCCGUGUGUUUUGUGUUUCAUUUGUGGCCACGAUGAUUAUCGCUAAUUUAACGUUGAACUUUUUGAAAUUGAAAUUAGGUUUCUUCACAUCUUAAAGACACUGCAGAAGCAUACCGACUUCAAGAGCAACAACAACGACGCAUUGCCAGACGCAAAAAUAAGAACCAACCCAAAAAAAAAGAAACAAAAAGGAUAACAACACUACCGGGGGGAACAAAAGAAGAAGUGAUAGUGGAAAACAAAAAGAACGAGCUAAUUUUAACUCACAAUUGGACUGCAACUAGGGAGGAGACUGAGAGAGAGAACAAGAUGGUCGUUAAUGACCUGAAACUUUUCAUCAACAGUAAUCAGGGAAUCUCCAUACCAGUGAACCUCCUCAAACUGCGCGGGACUAAAUUUCAUCACAAUCGCGUGAUCAAGGGACAGCAGCUGCACAAUAAAUUCAGAUUGGUUCUCGAUGGGGAAUGCUGCUUAGAUCGUUUGUACGGUGGAUAUUUCUCAGAUUGGUCUUGUGGCGGACAAUGGAAUCGCACGCUGCAAUUUCUAGCCGUUCUCAUACAGGCGACGGAAAUGUCGAACUUAGAAUUGGCUGUAUUCUUUAACGGAUGUUUGGAGCUGCCUCGGCGAGCGGACUGGGUGCAAAACCAGCUGCAAGUGCGAGCUAAAGUCAACAAUGUUUUGAAACACAUAAUAACCAAAGGAACUCCACCGCCGAAAAUAUGGUGGACCCCGCCUGUGUGCUUGAGAACUAGCUUACGCAUGGCUCUCAGGCAUCUGAACGUCACAGUCCUUUGCAGCAUGGACGACCACCACCAGGAAGUGAUUGCCUAUUGCCGUGAAAAUAAUUACAAUGGACUCAUAGCCGACGACGCCGAGUAUGCUGCAUUCGAUCCUCCGCGAUAUUUCUCGUCCGAACAACUGAAGCUCACGUACAAGGGCUCCCUCGAUACGAAAGAAUACAUGCUUUCCGAACUCACUAAGGCUCUCAACAUACCAUCCGACAGGCUUUGCAUUCUUGCGGCAUUGCUCGGAAAUUACAUACUGACCGAAAAUGACUUGGCUGAUUUCUACAAGAAGCUCAACAUUUGCUGCACCAAUAUCAAUAAGACCAGCGUCGAGCAGACGAUCAGGACGAUUGCGAAUUUCGUUAGAGAACUACCGUCCGUGGAGCUGGAUAUAGUCUCGCAAAAGGUUUUCACCUCCACUUCCGAUCCGAGAUGCUCCAAAUUGCGACAGUCUAUACAAUAUUAUUUGAACGGGACGAAGGAGGGAUUUCUGCAUUACAAGCCCGUGAAGCCAACGAAAGUCCAUAAGGUAGAUCCCAAGCCGAGCGUGCAGGCUCAAUCGAAUCAGUCGACUGACGCGCCGUCGGUCUCGGAAGGCGACUCCAGCUUGGAGACGUCGAGGUUCGCGUCCGAAACCUUGGAGAGCGAACGCGAGAGCUUGAACGCGUACAAGCAGGCGACAGCUAACGCCAAAUCGGCGCCGCAAAUCGUGAUCGAUCCGCCGGGUAUUCAGAGCCACGGGGAUGCCGACACCAUACGUACGGAGGAAGAGCAAAGCAACGGACACGCGAUCAACGGCACUCACAAUCUCCUGAUCAGCUCGUCGAGUUCAAGCAGCAGCUCCUCUGCCACGUCACCAUCUCACGCGACUGCCGACUCCACUAAACAGUCGGAGAAGACUACGAACAUCCCCACGACCGUACCAGAGGUGAUGCGCACUGCCUCGGAGCGUCAUCAGAAAGGGCUGAUGUCGCCGCACAUUUAUCAAAUUCUCACCGCCGGCGAAAUCAAGUUGCCGGUUCUUCUGGAAGAUGAGAAUCACCGUGAGUUCCCCUCCAUUCAUCUGAUCUACAGACCAAUCCGGCAGAUGGUAUACGCGAUUCUGUUCAAUCUUCAUCAUCGAAUGUAUCUGGCUACGAAGAGCAAAGAGAAGGGUGAUAGCGAAAAGGUGGAAGUGCCGGACGUCAUAAUCAAGGAAUGGGUAUGGUCCAAGUCCAAUCCAUAUCAAACUCCCGAAUUAGUGAAAGCGGAGCAGAUCGGCUGGGGUGUCCCUACGAUUCAACGUUUAUGGUUUGGCACAGUCAUAGACGACAAACGACGCAGGCUCAGAGGAUUCCUGACCUGCAUGAGAUCCGACACGCCUCUCAUGCUGAAUACCUCGUAUGUGCCGCAACAUCUGUUGGUAAUGGCGUGCGUUUUAAGAUACAUCAUGUCCUUCUCUGAUAAAAUAAAAAUCUUACGGCGUCAAGAACUGGACGCCUUCAUUGCACAGGCUUUCUCACCGGAACUUAUGAACGCUCAGUAUUUACAGGAUUUGCAGCUUCCAUUGGUAACGUCACGCGGUGUACAGUUGGCUACUUUAUUCAUGGCUGGGGUGGAAACCGCAUUGCUGGCCAAUGACGCGUGCGGCGCACCAAUCCCUUGGUUGAUGUGCUGCCCGUGGCUUUAUUUCGACGGCAAACUGUUUCAUCACACACUCGCUCGCGCUACUAUCGCCAAAAAUUUGUUGGAACUCUGCAGUGGCCACAUAGAUCGUGUAGUGAAGGUCGAGAGGAUGCGGAAAGCAAUACUCGAAGGGGUUACCGUUGUUUUCGCACGUCCGCCUCUACCAGUCGCUCCAGGUAUUCGUGUGUCUGUUCCUUCAAAUAUCCUGCCCGCCGGAUGUGCCAUCAACGACGGGCUGAUGCGUGGCCGUGGUGGUGGUGCGAUGCCACAGCGUGGCUUAAUGCGACGUCCGAUUCCGUCUCGCGGUGGUCAAUUGGAGAUUGCUGGUGUAGUCGUGGGCCAAUGGGGUCCGAAUUACGGACAACCCGGCCGUUUGCCGCAACCUCUUCAAGGACACCCCCGCGGACGUAUUCCACCCCAGGUAACUUCUAUCGGUGGGCUUAAAUACAGUCUUCCACGUGGCUUCAAUCCGAUGGGUCGGCCGACGUUUCACACACGCGGAAACAGCCGUGCUCCGAUUGCCGGGCGUGGUAAAAAAACGCAGAUGAAGACGACUGGCAAGAAGAAGACCACCAUCAAGAAAACCAAGGAAAUCGAGAAAAAAGACGGCAAAGGUCGCGGUAUCACUAUCGACGGGAUUACCGAUUAUAACGAGACAAUUCCGAAUAUGAACUCGGCGAAGGAAGCGCUACCGGUGCCGGGUCAGUUCGAUGACGCUACGGAGAACGGGAAGAGCACGGAGAAGGGCCAGGGCGACGCACCGCUCGUCACCCCGGUCGCCACGGAAAAUUAAAUACCUUUAUCUAUGAAGACGGAGAAACUCUCCGAUGACUAACCACUCCCGGAUGUGACUUAAGACUGUAAAACAAAUCUACUUAUAUGUUCUGAGCGAUUGCGCACUGGUAACAUUCGAGAAUAUCCGUCGUCGGGAUGAUUGUUACGUCGAGAGAGAAAAUUCGGUGACGCGUUGCUGAGAGGUUUUUACUGUUUUAAAGUGAGGGCAAAGGAUAAAACGUUAUUUCCCCCCUCAUUGCCGUUCUUCAGAUAAUAUCUUACUUAAUCGGCGCAAUUUGGAGAAGUCGUGCAUUAAGAAAAAAUGCUGAAUAUUCGGAAGCAACAAUAUCAGGAUUUACGAGUAUUUGAGACUUUUUUUUCCCCCCUUUUUUUUCUUUUUUGUCGGGAUUGAACAUGGAAGGAAAAAUUGGAAAGAAAAAGACGCCGAUAAGAUGUAAAUAAUACGUUGUUUCGAGCACAGCAUGUAUGUGUAGAUAUAUAUGUCGUGUAAAAUUGCCAUUAUCUUUUGAACGUCGAUGCGUCUUAUUUUGAAGGCAACGCGUUAUAAUUAUUAAAUGUUACGUGCGCAAUAACUCGAUAUGUCUAAAGCUCUGAUGGGGCCAAAAUGUUGAACUAAUAAUAGGAGACAAGAAAAAUCUUUACAUACGCUGUCCAUGUCACGAGGUUAUUUUAAUGCACGUGGCACGUGGUACAAAGAUUUUACCCGUUCUUGACAUGUCCUCACUGCCAAACGUACCACUCUGUAUAAGAUAGGAAGACAGACGAAACGAAGAGACAAAUCGUGCUUAUGCUAAACGAGCUAAUUUCGCUCGCAUUACCAUGGAAUGGAACUCGACUGAUUAGUGUAUGCGUGCGCUAAUUUUACUACUCAGAACAAGUCGUCAGCUGCUAAAAGUAUUUAAUUCUUAAGAAGUGUGAUUAUUUUUUUUACACGAAAAUAUAUAUUUUCCGGUAUUAUAUGAAAUGCUCGCUGCGACGGUCUCAGUGGUCCGGUCUGAAUCGUGAAGAAAGUAGCCUGAGUACACACGUAUAGGACACACGUACACAUAUACACUAACACAACAUACAUACACAUAGACAUUCACAUACGUGCACACAAGCCGCAUUACGAUAGCGCUUAUUGAUUUUUGUAGAUAAAGAAGGAGCCAGAUGGAGCACUGAGGCAGUCACUAGCACAUGGAGACUGAUGCUUUUCAUAUAGGUAAAAUAUAUAUUUAUAUAUACAUAUGAUUUAGAUAUUAGAGUUCCCAUAUAGUAUAUUAUACGUAAGUUGUGCCUGCGUGUUGCGCGUGAGUGAGUACUUAUGGGUACGCGAGAGAAUUUGUGAAUAUCGUAGCGUGUGUGCGUGUUACAUCGAGCGAGAGAAAGAGAGAGAGAGAGAGAGAGAGGG